This is a messenger RNA of Vespa velutina, 1998 nucleotides long. RefSeq names its product serine/arginine-rich splicing factor 1B (gene SF2). The coding region runs from base 270 to 1016 and encodes 248 amino acids. The record is from RefSeq and is a predicted model, not a curated record. Gene Ontology annotation, cellular component: nucleus; ribonucleoprotein complex; cytoplasm. The transcript has 4 exons. NCBI's taxonomy places the organism in Eukaryota, Metazoa, Arthropoda, Insecta, Hymenoptera, Vespidae. Gene Ontology annotation, molecular function: mRNA binding.
CCGAAAUUUACUACUAGAUAGUGCUUUGAUUAUCAUGACUUUCAGCUCGAAAUCCUGUUUCUCUUUACUUGAUCUAUAACCAAUGAUAAAAGCAACUUUUUACUAACCAAUAUCUUAUUCUGUGCUUUUCUCGAAGAAUUUUCCAUCAUCUUCUUCAGCCGGUACCUCCAUUUUGUUUAUUUCAACAGCGAAGAGUAUCGAGAUAUCGCGAAGAUUAUAUUAUUCAGCAACGUUUAGCUUUUUAAUAAGAUAGUGACCAUUAAAAAAACAUGUCUCACGGAGGUAGAAAUGAGUGUAGAAUUUAUGUGGGCAAUUUGCCACCGGAUAUAAGAACAAAAGAUAUUCAAGAUCUCUUUUACAAGUUUGGUAAAGUUACAUUUGUUGACUUGAAAAAUCGCAGAGGUCCACCAUUUGCUUUUGUUGAAUUUGAUGAUCCAAGAGAUGCAGAAGAUGCCGUACAUGCCAGAGAUGGCUACGAUUAUGAUGGUUACAGAUUGAGAGUUGAAUUUCCAAGAGGUGGUGGACCUAGUAAUAAUUUUCGUGGAGGUCGUGGAGCAGGGGAUACUGGUAGAGGUGGUCGUGGUGAAAUGAGUAAUUCUCGUGGACGUGGUCCUCCAGCUAGAAGAUCUCAAUAUAGAGUUCUUGUUACUGGUUUACCACCAUCUGGAAGUUGGCAAGAUCUCAAGGAUCAUAUGCGAGAAGCCGGUGAUGUGUGCUUUGCAGAUGUUUAUAAGGACGGUACUGGAGUUGUUGAAUUUUUACGUUAUGAGGAUAUGAAGUAUGCUGUAAAGAAACUGGACGAUUCAAGAUUUAGGUCUCAUGAGGGAGAAGUAGCAUACAUACGUGUAAAGGAAGAUCACAACAGUGGUGACAGAGGACGUAGUGAGGAUAGAGAAAGGGGUAGAAGCCGUUCGCGUAGCUACAGUCCACGACGUCGUGGUUCUCCAACGUAUUCACCGUUACGGCGUAAUUACUCGCGCUCAAGAUCCCACUCCAAAUCUCGAUCGUACGACUAGUGUUAGCAAUGAAAACAAGAUUGUAGUGAGGUCUCGACCGUCCAGCGGAGAACAACGCAGAGAACAAUCUAGCCAAUUCUAAUAACAUCGCCACUCCAGAUGCAUUACUGUCUGCUCCAAAAGAUAAUUCCUAUAUAUGAGUACAAAAUGUAAAUCUUAUAUAGCUAUUUUAUAAUAAUAAAAAAAAAAUGAUUUUAGAUGAUUUUAGAAUAGCAUAAAUAAAAUUGUAUAAAACCAAUUUCACUCACAGGUGCUACGCUCGCACUAUCAUAAUGUGUAACUAUAGCUAUAGUAGGUAACUUUUCUUCUGCUCCAGUUCCUGUUAAUUUUCCAUGUAAUAUAGCCACUUUUGCAUCAUUUCUAACCAUAGGUUGACCAGAUGCAACAACUACUUGAUAACCACUAGCAGAAAUUGAAUUAAAUAUAGCUUCUGCUGCAGAAUGAGAUUUUUCAUCUGUCAUAGAUCCAUCUGUAAUAUCAUCUAAAAUUCUUUGAAGAUCUGGAUGCCAAGUUGCAAAAUAAACAGCAAUUGGGGUUUCUGUGUCAGACAGCAUAGCUUUUUCUAAAUUCAUAAUAUGCUACAAACAAAAAGCUGCUUUGUUAAAGAUAUUCAUAUAAAAAGGAAUUGUUACAUAUUUAAUUAAAAAUAAUGUGAUAAGAAAUAGAUAAUAACUUCUUUCUCAUCCAAUGUUAACUCAUUUAAUUUCUCAGGUAAAAUGAUCACUAAAGCUCCAGCUUUGAUCUUAAUGGAUUGAAACAUACUGGGUGUAAGAUCUAACGCUUUAGUAAUAACACAAUGUCUAGAAGUACUCCAUCCAGUAAGCGAUCUUGCUUCCAAUGAAAUGGAAGCACUCCUGCAGCCUAUAUAGAAAUUAUUAAAAUUAUUUUCAUUAUAUAAAUAUGAAUUUCUUUUAGGGUGAUGUUUAAGCUAAAUUAGCUAAUUUUUUACUGAUAAAUAAAAACUAUCAAUGAUAAAUAACAA